CAACCUAACUCAAAUCUUCAACAAUGACUGGCCGAGGCAAGGGAGGAAAAGGUCUAGGAAAGGGUGGCGCCAAGCGUCAUCGCAAGGUUUUGCGUGAUAACAUCCAGGGAAUCACCAAGCCUGCUAUCCGUCGUCUGGCUCGUCGUGGAGGAGUCAAGCGUAUCUCCGGUUUGAUCUACGAGGAAACUCGUGGUGUUCUGAAGGUGUUCCUGGAAAACGUGAUCCGUGACGCUGUUACCUAUACUGAACACGCCAAGCGGAAGACCGUCACUGCCAUGGACGUCGUCUAUGCCUUGAAACGCCAGGGACGCACUCUGUACGUAGCUUUACACAAACGAAACGAUGAAUCAAUGGCUCGUACCAAGCAAACCGCUCGUAAGUCCACCGGAGGAAAAGCUCCUCGCAAACAGCUGGCCACUAAGGCUGCUCGUAAGAGUGCUCCAGCCACCGGAGGAGUCAAGAAGCCUCAUCGUUAUCGGCCAGGAACCGUUGCUCUGCGUGAGAUCCGUCGUUACCAGAAAUCCACCGAGCUGCUGAUCCGCAAGUUGCCCUUCCAGCGUCUGGUUCGUGAAAUCGCUCAGGAUUUCAAGACCGAUCUGCGUUUCCAGAGCUCGGCCGUCAUGGCUCUGCAGGAAGCUAGCGAGGCCUAUCUGGUUGGUCUCUUUGAGGACACCAAUCUGUGUGCCAUCCAUGCAAUGACUGGCCGAGGCAAGGGAGGAAAAGGUCUAGGAAAGGGUGGCGCCAAGCGUCAUCGCAAAGUUUUGCGUGAUAACAUCCAGGGAAUCACCAAGCCCGCUAUCCGUCGUCUGGCUCGUCGUGGAGGAGUCAAGCGUAUCUCCGGUUUGAUCUACGAGGAAACUCGUGGUGUUCUGAAGGUGUUCCUGGAAAACGUGAUCCGUGACGCUGUUACCUAUACUGAACACGCCAAGCGGAAGACCGUCACUGCCAUGGACGUCGUUUAUGCCUUGAAACGCCAGGGACGCACUCUGUACGGUUUCGGAGGUUAAAUUAUGGAAUCAAUGCUACCAAAAACGGUCCUUUUCAGGGCCACAAAAAGUAUUUUGGAGGAAAUCGACUUGAGUUUUUUAUUGUACAAUGCACGGAAGGAAGGGUAGCUAAGCCAAUCUUCUCUGUAUCGUUCCAAUUUUAGUAUAUGUCCAAUCAAUAUAAGUUUAUUUUUACUUGUUGAAACUCAGGAUCAGGCAAUCCGCGUAUUGACGAUCUUUGGUGGAACAAGCAAUCGUAAUUGUGGCGUGGCUUUGUAAAGACAUUACUGA
Molecule: messenger RNA, 1277 nt
Organism: Uranotaenia lowii
Lineage: Eukaryota; Metazoa; Arthropoda; Insecta; Diptera; Culicidae
Exons: 4
Coding region: 24-1007 (327 amino acids)
Biological process (GO): nucleosome assembly
Cellular component (GO): nucleosome
Molecular function (GO): structural constituent of chromatin; DNA binding; protein heterodimerization activity
Source: RefSeq, a predicted model, not a curated record